This is a messenger RNA of Hemibagrus wyckioides, 2491 nucleotides long. It is a transcript of the gene atp6ap1la, whose product is annotated as ATPase H+ transporting accessory protein 1 like a. NCBI's taxonomy places the organism in Eukaryota, Metazoa, Chordata, Actinopteri, Siluriformes, Bagridae. The transcript is spliced from 7 exons. Gene Ontology annotation, cellular component: proton-transporting V-type ATPase complex. Bases 78 to 1067 code for a protein of 329 amino acids. The record is from RefSeq and is a predicted model, not a curated record.
CGGUCCUUUAUCGGGGCAGAUUAUGAAGCAGCAGUCUUCGCUGGAGGAGAACGGCUCUGGAGGUUUUACAUGUAUACAUGGCAGCACCGAUGUCUCUGGCUUUAUUUUCAGUUAUUUUCCUGCAGAUAUCUUCGUCUUACGAACAAGUGCCUGCUUUUGUCGAGGGGAGUUCAGAUGAAGCAGCAUCACAAGACAGCCAAAUCAGAGAACAUGGAGUCGGUGGGGAGGGUCAGAGCGUCUCAUACGAUCACGGCUCGUUGUUCACAGUGGAGGAGAUGAGACCGGCUCUGCAGCCACAUGACUGGAGGCCGCUGUCUCCUCAGCCGAGCAGGAGAAGGUUGCUGCAGUACGGAGGAAUCAUGCCCUACUCUCCUCUGAACGUGGUUUACAACGGUAAAACCUGCAUCUUGUUUCGAGCCAGGAAGCUGGCCAUCAGGUACAGAAAUCACACACUAGUGGACCUCACACAGAGAGUGUUUGGCCCUGACGCAAUAGUGGACACCAGAGGCUCAUUCUGCAGCAAGGACAAGGCCACACUCAACAUACGAUUUGGAGAUAUAGAGGAGCUCCGAGGACUUUCCAUCAGACUGCAGAUGUCCAACACGUUCUACGAGUCAGCAGGACAGAACUGGUUCACUCUAGACAGCGUCCACAUCCACUACAACUGGACACAUGAGGCCACGUUCAAUGCCACGGACGUGUACGCUCCUUCCACCAACUCGUACCACUGCCAGUAUGUCAGCAGCCUGCAGAAAUACGACACGCUGCUGGUGCCGAGCUCCAACACGGACAAUGCGGCAAACUGGCACAUCACCUUCACAGACUUCCAGAUUCAAGCGUUCAACGUCCACUCCAACAAGUUCUCCUCAGCCAGUGACUGCGCCACCUUCUUCACCCCGGCCAUCCUCAUGGGUCUCAUCACGUCGCUGAUCCUGCUGCUUGUCCUCGCCUACGCCCUGCACAUGGUGGUCCACCUCAAGCACAUCGACCGCUACGAAGAGCACAAGACGACCGUCUACUUCCCCCGAAGCACAGAAGCUGAGAGCACUGACAAGAACAACCAGUAGACCAGUCGGAACCCCUCUCCGACCUCCAAGCACAGAGACGGACAGUUCGGCGACUCUGAGCUCUCGAGCCCGUACGAGCGAAAGCGCAGGAGCAGGCUGGAGGUGUCGCGGUUAAGAGCGUUUUUCGCUUCUGACUGUGCUACUACACUCGCAGGAUUGUGGUAGGACAGAAAGAGCGGAUUCCUGCCGGAUUUUAAAAUUGGAGAUAUCCAGAUUUGUAUCUACCACUAGACCCUUUUGUUUUUCGCAAGAGGUGUUGCAAACGAUCAGGAUCUGGAGGAAUACCUGAGUAAAUUCCAAUUAGCACAGUGUACUUUGAAUUUAUAUCGUCUGUCUCAUUAUAAGCAUAUAACCUCCUGGUGAGAAUCAGGUUAAAUAUUAUACGGACACUUUAUUACACUUCACUUACAAACUGUGUAUGAACCAUUAUGAUUUAGAUAGUGUAUUAGACAUUAAAAACAUGGGAAUACUAUACUCAAACCUUUGAUUCUCUUUACACAAAAAUUAAAAAUAAAAUAUUUUAAAAAAAUUAUUGUCUGAACAGGACCGGUCAAAAGUUAGGACACAGCUGAUUGAAUGUAUGUUAUUCGACAGAUUUCGGAAGGCCUCAGCUUCCAAAAGAAAACUUUAAUUUAAGGGAAAAAUCAGCCAUGAGGUAGUUUCUGAUGAAGCUACGAGUAUGAAAAUAUUAUCAGGGCUACAUUGAAUUAUCUGAAAUAUACAGUUAAAGACCUAAAAUAUAAAAGAACAUAUUUUUAGUUAAAGAUAAUCUUUUUUAUAUACGAUCGGUGAAUUGACUGUUAUUCUCAAAUGCGAAAUAUAAUACCUUCUACGCCAAGGUGUGUCCAAACUUCUUCACCGGUACUGUAUGCGACUGACGGUAUAUAUAUAUAAAGUAAUGGUUUCUAUGCAGUAUGUAACAACCCAAGUGUCAUGAAAUCCCUCCGAAAUUUAGAGGACGACGUAAGAUAUUUGAUUGUUUCCUGGCACUCUUUCUGGACGAUGUGUUUUGAGAUAGUUGUGUUCUUGCUUUUUUCUUUUUUUUUUUGGUGCAUCUUGUAUGUUUUGUAAUUUCUUCUUUUUACAAAACUUCUUUUUAAGUGAAUGCAUACAAGCUGAGCCUCUGACAAUGAGAUGGAUCCAAACCUCUUAUAAGCUACAUGGAUUUUAUCUACCACCAUUGAAGCACAAGUGAAGCAACGCUAAGUUGUAACAUACAGCAUGUUGCUAGAAACAUUUCAGUAUCACAAUCGUAUAAAUGUAAACAAUAACUGAUGAUAGUCAUUAUAUGCUAAGUGAAAGGGAAUAAGCCUGUCCUUUUUUCCAUUUACACACAUAUAUGAAAUGGGCUAUUGUGUAUUGAUGUGGAAUAAUUAUUGUCCCCAAUAUUUCUGUUGAGUUCAAUAAAACCAGCAGUUCAUUCA